AUGACAAUCCAUGCCACUUUCGACGCCCUCCCUUGCACGCUCCAUCCCGGCGCGAACGACGCUGACCACACGGAAAACCAAGGAAGUGGAAAGAGGCCGUUUCUGUUGGGCUUUUCAGCAGAACUCCUCUUUGGCGAUGAGUUCACCACUAAGACCAAAGGUGGCUUCGUCGUGUACUACGUCUCGCCCGGUAAAGGCGGCAGGAAGUCGCAGUCGUGCUUCCGCUGCUGCAACGGCCCAGACUUUGGAGGCGACAACCUCACCCCUUGUGCCAACCCUAACCUCGACACCGAGGAGCUGCCCAACAAGCCAUGCUACGGCAUCCGGUCCAACAUACUGUAUCCGACGUAUGCAUCAUUCCAUUUCCCGUUCCUCAUCUCUCUCUCUCUCUCUCUCUCUCUCCAACGAUAA
Messenger RNA from Thermothelomyces thermophilus ATCC 42464, 411 nucleotides. RefSeq lists its product as uncharacterized. The transcript is spliced from 3 exons. NCBI's taxonomy places the organism in Eukaryota, Fungi, Ascomycota, Sordariomycetes, Sordariales, Chaetomiaceae. The record is from RefSeq and is a predicted model, not a curated record. The coding region runs from base 1 to 411 and encodes 136 amino acids.